GAAAGCUGUAUUGCUGCAGUAUCACAGAAGAUAUCGAAGGCCCACCCACUUGCUCGUCUAACAUGCAGUGGGUGCGUUCCCGUUGCUGAUGGUAGCUAUCCAGUGCACUCUCUCACACACAACUCUCACUUUAUCCAUCUUGCCAAUGGAACAUGGGCAACUGCGUGAACCGAACAGGCCCACACCAUUGGAGUGGUACGGGUGGUCUUGAAUUACAAGUUGCUGCUGUCAAGGAAGCACAAAAGGAGAUUCGUGUCGCACAGCAAGAAAUCCAAGAUGCAGAAAAGGGCCUUCUCGAGGAAACCGACCAAGAACGCAAGGAAAUUUAUCGCGCCAAACUUCGUCGGGCCCAACAUCAACGAGAAGCUGCCCAGGAUCUGUUGCAUCGUCAUUUGCGAAUGGCCAAUGCACGAGACAUGAUCCAGCUGAUUGAAGAAUCGGUCAACGUGCAAAGGAGAGAAAUCGAGUCUUUGGAACAAGAUCUCGCAAACCAACAAGCAGCAGAAAUACCUGACAAAGAACGACAAGAAACAAUAGUCAAGACUCUAAACCAAAAGAAGAUGGAGCUAUCCAACAAUGUCAAACGACAACAGCAGUUCUACAGCGUGGUGCACGAAAAUCUACACGUGCAAGCGAAGAUCGGUGCCAGGGUGGAUGACACUCCCAAUGAUACUACUACAACACACGGUGACAAUGAUGUGCUGGCUACAAACGAUCAGAAGACGACACAGGCACAAACAAAGCACGAAACACAAAGGUAUACAUCCACUGACAAUAGAGAUCAGGAAGAGUUUCACAACACUGAACCAAACCCUGACCAACGAGAAUCCCCAGAUAUCAGCAUAGCUGACAAACAACGUGUCAAGGACGAUCACGACUUGCGAGCUCGGGUGGCCGAGUAUCAUGGAUUCUCCGAAAGGGAAACUGAGUCAAAGAUCGUUUUAGCUCGGUGCUGCGUGACACAGGUGGUAGGAGACGAAGAUCAAGUCCUCAUGACGCACCUAAUACCUAGGGGAUCGCGCACUCCCAUCCUGGAGUUUUUGGGAAUCAAUAAUCUACCAAAUGGAAUUGACAACUUUGGCAAUCUCAUUCUGCUGGUCAAGAACAUCAAACUGGCUUAUGAUGCUCAGAGACUAUGCUUCGUCAUGAAUUCUGCAGAAGAAGACCCGGCAUCUAUUGUCCUGAAGAUACUCGACCCACUGCUGGAAAAAGAACCUAUCUACGAUGGAGCCACUGCGACUAUUGGGAUGUUUGACGGUAGUCCAUUAUUGUUUGAUGAACGGAAAGUACCACUCACUCGGGUCUUGUCGAUGCAUGCUAGGCUGGCAUAUUCCGGUGCCAAGGACAAGAAAUGGAUCCCAAAAGAUGCCGUUCUGCCAGAAGAGUUCGGGUCUCCUCUUGCAAACGAUACAAUUGUGGUCAUGUCAUCAAAGUCGAGACGAGGGAGGCAAAAACGACGCAAGGGAAAGCGCGACAAGGACUGUCAUCAAUUUGAAACCGUCGAAGCCGUUCCAUCGUCUAAAAUGGUUAGGGAAAGACGGAAAAGGGCAUCCUUCAAGAGUCUGACCACCAGCAGAGAGUUUACCGAUCUAUUGUUUUGACCAAGGCGUAUACAACUAUGUAGUUCUACCUUACAUGAGGCGACAUGUUUUGUUCCUGCUGUGCAUUCUGCCGGUGCACGCGUACAUGUACCAAUUGGCUUUCGACAAUCGUCGCAAGCAACCUGUUAGUUCUGUGC
Molecule: messenger RNA, 1738 nt
Organism: Seminavis robusta
Lineage: Eukaryota; Bacillariophyta; Bacillariophyceae; Naviculales; Naviculaceae
Source: the annotation of a GenBank genome assembly